AUGUGCGCCGUGAACAUCGGCGAUCUGCGGCGUACGGUGGCGGCGUACCUUGGGUGGAGCGGCCGUGGACCGACCUCGGUCGCCCAAGUCUGCGAUCCGGUUUACGGCGAGGUCGUCCACGUGAGUGGAGCGCUCUACGUCCCGGGCUGUUACACGCCGCACCGCCUUCACGAGCACAUUGUGAAGAAGACGCCCGAUAUGGAAGAACAACUACAAGCGCUAUUGGUGAAGCUGGACUUCGAUGAGAAGCCCACUGUCCUGCAUUCGCCAAAGUGCGCGAUCUGCGGCUCCUUCGACCUGCAAGCCCGCACCCACGGAACCAAAUGGGAGUGUUGCUCCUGUCGUAAUCUGCUCGACGAACCCAGCAAGUACCACCAGCGGACCUGCGCGAACACCAGCACCUGCAUGCGCUUCCGCAAGGAACGUGACGAGCUGAUCGAAAAGGGACGCGAUCCGAAUGAUGCUAUCUGCGUAGAUGGAUCGUGCGCCGCCUGCCGUCUCCUUCGUGCGCGCGACGUCGGGCAGCUUCGCGUCUCGAAGAAGCCGAUCAACCCUAUGAUGGACCGUGGACCCGCGUGCCUGGGUGUCUACUUCGCCAUCAAGUUCAGGAGCCAGGGCCGCUGGGCCGACCAGCCGCCGAUGGGAAGCGAGCAUCCCGUCGAGGCGAUCUUCAUCCAGCCAAACACACGGUGGCUGGCGAUCGCCUACGACCACUUGCCCGCCCUCUACAAGAAUGAAAUCAUUCCAAUCGCCGCUGCUGGAGACGAGCAAUACCAUGCAGACGAAAUGAUCAACUUCUACAACGAGUUCAAGGGCAGGCUGACGAAAAUCUUUGGCGGGCCGCAAACGUUUAGCCUGCUCGACCGGCGUGACUUCACUGAUUGGAACGAAGAGUUCGACUGGCUGAAGUACCUCGAGGAGAUGAAGAUGCCGAUCAAUGCAGGGACGCAGUUUGUCGCCAACAAGAGCGCCAUGCAAGAUUUCUGCACGAUGCUUCGCGACCCGAAAAUGUGCUGGUGCGCCAAGGAAAUGAUGGUGCUGAAUGAGCACGACGGACUCAAAAAUGGAGGACCGAGGAAUGAUGCGACACAACCCAGCUCUUCGACCAGCCAUCAGAAUGGAAGCGUGUCGGAGCGCGGGGCAAGCGGAAGAAAUAAAUCUUCUAAGGUGCAAUUGACAAUCGUCUCCGCCAAACUCAGCAAACCUUCCGACUAUUUCGUCGAGGCAUCCGUCGAAGGACAACCCGGCAAAAAGGCUACUGGCACCCAAAAAAAGACGAGCACCCCCGAAUGGAACGAGAAUUUGUCGCUGACCGUCACCGAACAAUCGGAGAUUUCAUUACGCGUCCGAAGCAAGGGCAAACUUUUCGAUGAUCCCCUGAUCGCCCAGGCGAAGAUGAAGGUCUCCUCAUUUUCGCGCAACGAAAAUGGUCAAUUCAACGUCUCGCCCACCACAGUACAACUAAUUUGCGAAAAGGACAAUACGACUGCUGACAGCCUCGUUGUGAUUAUGAAAGGAGCUCUGGAGAAACGUCGAUCAGAUGUACGAAGAGAAGCCCGAGCAAGAACACAUCCGGAUUCGGCGCCACCUCUGUCCAUUCGGACCGCUUCCGGAAAGACAAGAGACACAAUUAUCCCCUCCGGCGUGGCUGCGGCAGCACAAACGGCAGCUGCCAACGAAGAGCCACUACCGGAUGGCUGGGAAAUGCGAUUUGACCAGUAUGGCCGGAAAUAUUAUGUGGAUCACACUACAAAGAGCACAACAUGGGAACGCCCGUCCUCGACGCCGUUGCCUUCCGGCUGGGAGAUGAGGCGAGACCCGCGGGGACGAGUUUAUUAUGUCGAUCACAACACUCGCACGACUACCUGGCAGCGACCAACGGCCGAUAUGCUCGUCGCCCACGAACAAUGGCAAUCUGGCCGUGAUCAGGCGAUGCACCAAUGGGAGCAGCGGUACUUGUUGCAGACGAGCACAGCCACAACUGAUGAUCCACUAGGCCCAUUGCCGGAUGGAUGGGAAAAACGAGCGGAUCCGACAACCGGCCGUACCUACUACGUGAACCACGUCAAUCGCACGACCCAAUGGGAAGACCCGAGAACACAAGGCGGAAACUCCGACCAGCCGUUGCCCGAAGGUUGGGAGAUGAGGUUUACGGAGCAAGGCGUCCCAUUCUUCAUCGACCACAACACGAAAACUACCACCUAUAAUGAUCCGCGCACCGGAAAGCCCCUCGGUCCCUUCAACAUGUACGGUGUGACCGUCAACUAUGAGAAGAGCUUCCGGUGGAAAAUUGCGCAGUUCAGAUAUCUAUGCUUGUCAAACAGCGUCCCCAAUCACGUCAAGAUCACGGUCGGCCGCCCCGCGGUAUUCGAAGAUUCUUUCCAAGAAAUAAUGCGCAAGAAUGCCGUGGAUUUGCGGCGCCGACUAUAUAUUCAAUUCCGUGGCGAGGAGGGACUGGAUUAUGGCGGUGUUGCUAGGGAAUGGUUCUUCCUUCUCUCCCACGAAGUCCUCAACCCCAUGUAUUGCCUCUUCAUGUAUGCCGGCAACAGCAACUACAGUCUCCAAAUCAACCCCGCGUCUUUCAUCAAUCCCGAUCACUUAAAAUACUUUGAAUUUAUCGGCCGCUUUAUCGCAAUGGCGCUCUUCCACGGGAAAUUCAUCUACUCCGGGUUCACGAUGCCCUUCUACAAGAAAAUGCUGAAUAAGAAGAUUUUGCUCAAGGACUUGGAAUCGGUCGACAACGAAUUCUACAACUCGAUCGUCUGGAUCAGCCAGAACAACAUUGAUGAAUGCCAAAUGGAUCUCUUCUUCGUCGCCGAUUACGAGCUGCUGGGCGAGCUGAAGACGCACGAGUUGAAGCCGGGUGGAACCGAUAUUCCGGUCACUGAAGCCAAUAAGGAGGAAUACAUCGAAUUGUUGGUGGAAUGGCGAUUCAACCGCGGCGUCGAGAUGCAGACCAAAUAUUUCUUCAAGGGCUUCACCUCCGUUUUUCCCCUCGAAUGGCUGCAAUACUUUGAUGAACGAGAGCUGGAGCUGUUGUUGUGCGGAAUGCAGGACAUUGACGUCGACGACUGGCAGCGCCACACCGUUUAUCGCCACUACGCCCCGCAAAGCAAACAGGUGACCUGGUUCUGGGAAUGGGUACGAUCGUUGGACCAAGAGAAGCGUUCCCGCUUAUUGCAAUUCGUCACGGGUACUUGCCGGGUGCCAGUUGGUGGCUUCUCGGAGCUAAUUGGCAGCACCGGACCACAGCUCUUCUGCAUCGAACGCGUGGGCAAGGAGAAUUGGCUGCCCCGCUCGCACACUUGCUUUAACCGCCUCGACCUUCCGCCAUACAAAAGCUAUCAGCAGCUGGCGGAGAAGCUCAGCCUGGCCAUCGACAUGACCGAAGGAUUUGGCAAUGAA
Mesorhabditis spiculigera is the source of this 3405-nucleotide messenger RNA. NCBI's taxonomy places the organism in Eukaryota, Metazoa, Nematoda, Chromadorea, Rhabditida, Rhabditidae. The record is from the annotation of a GenBank genome assembly.